Messenger RNA from Dalotia coriaria, 1868 nucleotides. RefSeq names its product protein abrupt-like. Lineage: Eukaryota; Metazoa; Arthropoda; Insecta; Coleoptera; Staphylinidae. Gene Ontology annotation, biological process: regulation of transcription by RNA polymerase II. The transcript is spliced from 3 exons. Gene Ontology annotation, molecular function: protein binding. The record is from RefSeq and is a predicted model, not a curated record. Gene Ontology annotation, cellular component: nucleus. Bases 304 to 1584 code for a protein of 426 amino acids.
UUAAACCUAGGGAAUUUUGUUAGGUUAAAUUAGUGUUUACUUCAAAGUUAUAUUAGCGUUUUAGCUUCACCGGUCAACUCGAAGGGUCAACUGUUUUAUAUGUAGGGCAUGUAGUGUAUAAUCUGGAAUAUACAAAUCAGUGGUGAAUACAGGCCCUAAGAGGUCUAUGCUUUGGGUUUCAUGUGACUGAUAUUUUCAUUGUUUGUUAUAUACUGGGAAGAAGGAGGCCUUCAUUCCAGAGCUCUAAAGGGCUUUGGGGCCCCACAUUUUUACAUAGUUCUUUUUGACAACAGAAACUUCAAAAUGUGUACCUAUGAUCUCAAGUACAAUGAUUACUACACAAAUGUCAGUGAUGGUUUGCGAUCAAUGCUUGUAACUGCAGACAUUGCUGAUGUAACCCUGGCUGUUGAAGGAGAGCUUUUCAAGACACAUCAAGUGGUUCUCUCUAUAUUCAGCCCAUAUUUUAGAGAACUAUUUAGUUCAAAUCCAUGCAAACAUCCAAUUUUUUUUAUGAAGGAUGUGAAAUGUCAAGUAAUGAAAGACCUUCUAACUUUUAUGUAUGAAGGCAAAGUACAAAUUGCUGAAGAAGAAUUUUAUGACUUUGUUGAAACUGCCAAGGCAUUGAAAGUGAAGGGUUUGACUAACAUGGCAGAACCCACCACUUUGUCAGAAUUGGCAAGCAAUUCUGCAAGUAAGUCAUUGGGAAAACAAUUAAAUGAACACAUUGGUAAUAAGGAGCAUGUAAAUAUGACGCACAGUUCAGAUAACAGGCCGUCUUUGAAGCGCCCUCAUGAUUUGCCUGCCAGUUCUAUAAAUGAAGAUGAAGCAGUCAGUCCCUAUGUAAAAAAGAACAGGACUAUUACCCAAGCACUGCCGACUUUGUCGGAAGUGAGCGUCCUACCCUUGCCUGUGCCGUCCACUAGUCGAACGGUAGAUUCACCUGAACAUGCGCCUCCCAACAUUACUAUUUCUGAAGAACCUGUAAAUCUGCUUGAGAUUCCAACGAAAGAUCAGCAGAGUAACAUUCGCAAUAAUGACGAGCAAAAUCAGGCUGCAUCCAGUACGAUUGGGGAUAACUCAGAUGAAGUAAGAUAUUGCCAAGACACAAUUGAAUUGGACUCUGAUGAUGAUAAUUGUUAUAUCAAAACGGAGGAUUAUGCUACAAUCAACUUGCAAGAAGAUGACGAUGAUCUGCUCGAUCCUACAGGAGAUAUGCCCCCAGAUCAGAUGAUUGGGCAGGAAGGUGAACCAGUGUCCAUUACGUUGUGCAGGUCGUACAUCACGCAGAAGAUCUGUGCCAUUAUUUGGGACGAUUUUCGGUACAUGCAUAGAAAGACUUAUAAAAGCUGGAGCAGCUGGCUAUGCGGCAAUGCAACGAGCAGGAAAUGCAAAGCACGCCUUAUUCUUACUUUUGAUCGGCGAAUGGUAGUCAUUGACAGCCAUACCCACGAUAAGGGCAGGAUCAAACGGAUUGAUUGUACAAACGUUCAGCGCACUUACUACACCAUGUCCUAUGCGAGUUGGAAAAUCUCAAAGGGUCAUUAUCCCAGCAAUCGGACGAAGCCAUUACCAUUAACUCAUUAAAUAUGAUUUAAGAAAUGUUGUUUGUGUUUGUUCAUUAAUACCGUCUCUAAGAAAAUAUUUGUAGCUUGAAUAUAAUAUAAUCAAUAUUAUUUUGACAUGAACUGCUCAGAAUUUCAACAACCACACUUGUUACAUUUCAUAAUUCGUCAAAACUUUAUUAAUUAGAAAUGUGUAUUAUAUUUUAUUGUACGAGAAUAAACGAUAUUAUGCGAAUUAUAAAUACUAAGAAUACAAGAACUUAACUAAGUAUGUAAUUCAUACAAUAACAAUCGUUUCAAACUUUA